Messenger RNA from Striga hermonthica, 390 nucleotides. The record is from the annotation of a GenBank genome assembly. NCBI's taxonomy places the organism in Eukaryota, Viridiplantae, Streptophyta, Magnoliopsida, Lamiales, Orobanchaceae.
AUGGGUAGAGGGAGAGGGAAAGUGAAUAAACAAUCCCCUAUUGCUCGUGAAUGUAGUUCAAGCUUUGAAGACGAGAAAGUACCCAUGAAGAGAAGGGGAAGGCCACAAAAAGUAACGAAAGACGAAAUCAGGAAUGGUGAUGAGUUGGAAAGGUUAGAGGGAAACGAACAAGAAUACGAAACUGGUGAGGAUGCUAAAAUUCCAGAUGCGAGUAAAAAUAGCAAAAAUGGUGCCGCCACAGAGGAUGGCAAGAAGAGGAAAAGGCCUUCAUUGGAAGGUGAAGAUUUAGUCAUAAAAGAAAAUGCCUUGAUAAAAAAUGUGAGCUAUAGACAAAAUGGAAGUCGGAGGAAAAACAAGCCUAGACGUGCAGCUGAGGUUGGCGUCGAGUGA